AUCAGGACUAAUCUUGGCCCAUUCUUCUCGACAAAACGGCUGUAGUUCAGUCAGAUUUCUGGGAAGUUUGGCAUGAAUCCCUGUCUUUAGGUCAUGCCACAGCAUCUCGAUGGGGUUCAAUUCUGGACUUUGACUUGGCCACUCCAAAACGUGUAUUUUGAUCUUCUUAAACCAUUCUGAAGUUGAUUUACUUCUGUGGUUUGGAUCAUUGUCUUGUUGCAGGAUCUAUCCUCUUUUUAGCUUCAACUGUCUGACAGACGGGCUGAAGUUUUCCUGCAAAACUUUUGAAGUCAUUCUUCCAUUAAUGCAAGUUUUCCAGGCCCUGAGGCAGCAAAACAUCCCCAAAUCAUGACGCUCCCCCCACCAUGCUUCACUGUGGGGAUGAGGUGUUGAUGUUGGUGAGCUGUUCCAUUUUUCCUCCACACAUGACGUUGUGUGUUACUCCCAAACAAAUCAACUUUGGUUUCAUCAGUCCACAAAAUAUUUUGCCAAAACUUCUGUGGAGUGUCCAAGUGCCUUUUUGUGAACAUUAAACAAGCAACAAUGUAUUUUUAGACAGCAGUGGCUUCCUCCGUGGAGUCCUCCCAUGAACACCAUUCUUGGCCAUAGUUUUACACAUGCAGUAGAUGAUGUGUGCACAGAGGUAUUGGACUGUGCCAGUGAUUUCUGUAAGUCUUUAGCAAACACUUUAGGGUUCUUUUUUACUUCUCUGAGUAUUUUGCGUUGAACUCUUGGCGUCAUUGGUGGACGGCAACUCCUUUGGAGAGAAGCAACAGUGCCAAACGCUCUCCAUUUGUAGACAACUUUUCUGACUGUCAAUUGGUGAACAUCCAGACUUUUAGAGAUGGGUUUGUAUCCUUUCCCAGCUUCAUACAACUCAACAAUCCUUGAUCGCAGGUCUUCAGACAGCUCUUUUGACCCAGCCAUUAUGCACAUCAGACAAUGCUUCUUCAUCAAGACAAUUCUUACCGGGUGUGUGUUCUAUAGUGGGCAGGGCACCUUUAAACCACUCAUCAGUGAUUAGGCACACACCUGAUUUGAAUUGUUUGGUAAAAAAUGGUUUCAAUUGCUCUUUAAGUCUCCUCAGGCAGAGGGUUUACUGACUUAUUUUUCCCCCUUCUGUUUGCAUGUCACUGUUUGCAUGCUAUCCUCAUAAAAAUAUGAAAACCUAUGAAUGUUUUCGGUGGUUUUAGUUAAAGCAGACGCUGUCUUUACAUCUGUGGGAUUUUGACAAAGUUUAGAUCACAUUUGAUGAUGGUUUUAUGCAGAAAUGUGAGAAAUACCAAAAGGUUUAGAUACUUUUUCAUACCACUGUACAUAGUCAGCGGCUAGCUUGGAAUGAUGCGCCCUCUAGGGGGUCCGGUUUGCAAGCAUAAUGUGGGCGUGGUUGUGCGAGGGGAGGGGCUAAAACCAACAUAAGAUGAUGCACGGAGCCUUAAUAUAGUGUUUAUGUGUUCUGACUGUGAAUGCUCAUUUUUCAGUGCCAUUAACGGCACCAAACGUCCAAACCAUUUUGACUGGGAAGUCGGACAGCAAUCAUUCAUUGUCAGCCAAUGAGUUAAAUUUGUGCCUUAUAAAGGGUUAAACGCCUGCCUGGUUCUCAGUUAUACAUUAGCACUACACUCUGGUGAUGCGUAACUUAAUAAACAAUAAGUAAGCCUAAAAAGCUCAAGCACCCAUUUGAACUGAGCUCCAGAGCUCUUGUCAAGCUCCAUUUUCAAGUCAGUUCCUCAGAUCACAUUAAACCCAUUUGAAAAGAAUACAUUCAACAUUAAUAUAUUAGUAAUGUCCCCGGCAAUCCUCGGCGUCCCUUUCUUGCUCCUCCUGCUGGGACUCGGAAGCGUUGCGCAGGACGACAGCCCUGGAGGUAAUAACAAAGGCUGCGUUUGUGGCUAUCCCGGCAUCCCUGGGGACCCGGGGCACAACGGGGCACCUGGAAGGGAUGGCAGGGACGGACUCCAAGGCGAGAAAGGAGACACGGGUGGACUUGGUGCAACAGGACUGGCGGGAAAGGAUGGACCAAAGGGAGAAACAGGGGAACCUGGCCCACCUGGUCCAGCAGGGCUAAAGGGGAGAAGAGGGGACAACGGAGACCCAGGACCCACAGGGAACAUGGGGCCCAAAGGUGUUGAAGGGCCGAUCGGUCUGAAGGGAAAUAAAGGCGAGCUUGGGUUACCCGGAUCCCAAGGGCCCAAAGGUGAAGAGGGAUUUUCUGGGCCGCAAGGUCCGAAAGGGGAAACUGGCCUUCGCGGGGACCGAGGCAUCCAGGGGCCGAUGGGUCCUCCGGGCAGGCAGGGGAUUAAAGGGGAGGUGGGCGCUCUAGGCCCCAAAGGAGGCGUUGGAAACAGGGGGGACCGAGGGUCUCGGGGAGACAAGGGGGACAAAGGCGAGAAGGGAGAUGCUUUUGUCAUCUCCAAAAGCGCUUUCUCCGUCGGACUUACCGCGCAGAGCAAACUACCGUCUACAAAUACACCCAUCCGGUUUGACAGGAUUAUUUACAACCAACAAAAUCAUUACGAUCCCCAAACUGGAAGGUUUACAUGCUUGGAGGCUGGUGCCUACUUCUUCACCUAUCACAUCACGGUGUUCUCCAGGAAUGUGAAGGUGGCCCUGGUGAAGAACGGUGCCAAGAUGCUCCACACCGCAGACAGCUACCAGAGUGCUGAGGAUCAGGCAGCUGGGGGUGCUGUGCUGCACCUGGAGCCCGGGGACAAGGUGUGGCUCCAAGUCGUCGGAGGUGAGCUCUUUAACGGGCUCUACGCUGACGAAGAUGACGACACCACAUUCUCUGGGUUCCUUAUUUUUGGGGCCUGAUGUGGCGUGCCUCAAAGUCCAACGCUUGGCUCACUUCUUUUUUCCCCAUUUCUAGUCCCAAAUAAAUGUAUUAAGUUCAAUAUAUAUGGUCUUGAGUUGAACACACUAAUUAUAAUGGCAUGUUUUUUUGCUAGCUAUUCUGUACAUUUUCAUAUGGAUCCCAACUUAAACAAAAUAACAUGAAAU
Messenger RNA from Corythoichthys intestinalis (scribbled pipefish), 3000 nucleotides. RefSeq names its product C1q and TNF related 9 (gene c1qtnf9). Bases 1786 to 2814 code for a protein of 342 amino acids. Gene Ontology annotation, molecular function: protein binding. The record is from RefSeq and is a predicted model, not a curated record. Lineage: Eukaryota; Metazoa; Chordata; Actinopteri; Syngnathiformes; Syngnathidae. The transcript is spliced from 3 exons.